This is a messenger RNA of Linum tenue, 2111 nucleotides long. The record is from the annotation of a GenBank genome assembly. NCBI's taxonomy places the organism in Eukaryota, Viridiplantae, Streptophyta, Magnoliopsida, Malpighiales, Linaceae.
GAAAGAACAAGGCCAGUCGGACAAAACUCACGACUGGUUGAGAACGGCGGUUGUCGUCGAGUUCCCCGCAAUCCCCUUCUCCAUCAAUGGCUUUCCCUCUCAAAAUUCAAACCCCACUCCCCCAAAAUUUGAAUCUUUUACACACAAAACAACAAACCCACCACAACGCUCACAAGGAAAACGCUUCGCCAUUUCCCAGUGAAGUGAAAUAACAGAGCUCAGUCAGUCAAAAGAGAGAAUCAAGAUCCAACCUUUCAAAUAAUGGAAACGAAUUCAAUGCUCCUUUCCAUAACCAGCAACCAAGACAAUCUUCAAUAGAAAUCGAAUCUCCAACCCCAUUUUCCUUCUUUCUCUCCGUCGAUUUCCUCACAAUGGAAGAAGAAGGGUCCGCCGAUUUCUCCGGCGGGCCUCCACUGGUCUCCCUCUCCUCUUUUCCUCCGGCCAGCCGCCGGUGCCGCCUCUCGUCGUGCUGCUACAACUUCGCCCCCGUCGCCUCGUGUGGGACAAUGGCGUGGCUGUCGCUUCAGGGACGGAUGGUUAACGCGGAGGAAGCCAGCUCGUCGAAAUCAAUUGGUUUAUUGGGGAAGGAGGAAGCCCUGGCGUGGGAGCUGUUCACGCCGAUGCAGAGGUUUCUCAUUGUCGCCGUGAUCGGAGUUGCUGCUUCCGAGUCGAGGAAGAAUCGGACCAUCUCGCAGCUCAAGAAAUCUGUUGAGCUUAGGGAUGAGUUGCUGUCGGGUAUGCAGCAGAAGCUGGACAGUCUGUGUUUGCAAAUGGCUAGCAUAAACGUGGAUGGAAACAAGGAUGAUGGGGAAGAAGAGUUUCUAAGCAGUAUGGGUUUCGUCGAUUGCGGCUGCUGGCAUUGUGAUCAACACCACCAAGAGCUCUUUGGUGGUGGUACCUUGGGUCUGAAGGGUGGGAAAGCUCGUGGAGGGGAUGAGGUGGUGGAGUUGAAAAGGCCAUUGUUGGACCAGGAUGAGCAAGAAGAGCGGCGGAUGUCUGAUUUGUCUGAUUGGGCGUCCAGUUCUGCAUCUGGAUCAGAAUUUCAGAUCAGCAACUUUAUGGUAGACCAAGAUACUUGCAAUCUCAAGAAGAUAUGUGAAGAGAAGGAUGCAACCAUCAAGGAGCUAAAAGAUGUUCUUCAGUUGACAGACAAGGCAGGUUCAAAGAGAAUAUCAGAACUGGAAGACAUUAUAUGUAGGAAGAACGCCAUGAUCACAAGACUCAAGAAGGACAUGGUGGUACUAGAACAGAAGGUGGUGGUUCAGCUGACAAGGGUCCGCAGGAAAUCAACCUCUCAUCUCGCCCCCGAGUUUGAGCAAUCAUCCCCUUUCAUGGUGGACAACAUAGUCUAUGACAUGGACAGCUUAACCAGCUCUUCUUCUUCCUCCUCGGAUUCAGAUUCUCCAACAACCCACCGUCUCAUUCCUCCUCCACAGACGACAUGCCAGAAAUCAGCUCCAGGCAGGGUCUCAAGCACUCCACCAGCCAUGGCCAGAUCAGUAAGCCCUCUCAGAGAACUGUCAAUGAAUCAAAAGUAUGGCAGACCUUCCUCAUCGAAGUCAAAACAGUUGUCUGCUAAUGGUGAUAUCAAGAAGACGAGAAGAAGGCCACCAACUCAAGCUGCUUCCAAUUCCAUUCAGAAGAAGAGAUGGUCCUAGUUGGUAAAAACUAUGGUUGUUUGUUUUAGGUGAUGUAGAUUCAGGACAGUGAAAACUUUUGAGUCAAUGACAGUUAAUCCAUUGUAGGAUCACAGCUGUGGUAAAAAAAAGAAGCAUCUUGUGAGAGUUACUGAUCUUAUAAGAAGUGUUUUGGAGUAGUGGCGGCUGGUAUGAAUUUACAUUUACCUCUCUUUGACUGAUGGAUUGGCGACUCCCUGGUCUAUCGCUCAUCCAAAGGUCAUACGAUGACGUUUUUGGUAGCGGUGUAAACUUCCAACAUCAUUGGGCGUUGCUUCGGUGUAUGCCGGCAUUCCCUUUGGCGAUCUAGUCAACCAUCAUACUAUAGAUUGGCCCCAAUGUUUGAAUUUUCUAAAUGAAUGUAGCAUUUUAGUUUUUACCCUUAUUAAUUGCUUGAAGAGUUUGGCUGUGUAUUACGAUGUAUAUGGAAUGUAU